Molecule: messenger RNA, 2205 nt
Organism: Nothobranchius furzeri (turquoise killifish)
Lineage: Eukaryota; Metazoa; Chordata; Actinopteri; Cyprinodontiformes; Nothobranchiidae
Product: junctional adhesion molecule A
Source: RefSeq, a predicted model, not a curated record
UCAACCAAAACCACCAGCUACCGCUUCUACCUGAGAGAAGAACAACAUUCGGAAGUUUGAGCCUCUUGAAGCAGAGUUACGGCAGUUCGGUCCUCCGGUUCUGGUCCGCCGGCCACAAGAGGGGCGACGAGUGACGUCACAGACUCAGAGUGGACAAAGAACAGGCACGAGCGCGGACAUUGUGUCCCACAGUCUUCAGAAACACACCUGGAUGGAAGGGACUUGUUAACAUCAAAAAGAGAAGUGCUUGCAUCACCGACCAUCAAAGAACAGACAAGGUCAGACAAGAGGACGAGGGACAAUAGAGAUGGGACAUCAGUGCAGCUACUGGUUGAUUAUCACCCUUUCUAUGGAAGGUAUUCUGGCUGGUGAUUGGUCAGUGCAUGUCCCCCUCACCCCCAUAUGUGCUGUGGUUGGUUCUUCAGUGGUCCUCCCUUGUUCCUAUGACUACCCACUGAGCUCUGAUGAAAGCAGAAGGGAUGCACAGGAAGCUGCAGAAGUACAAGAAUACAAAGUUCAGUUUGAGAUGUGGUGCCUCAGCGACAGUCGAUGCAUCACACAGAGGUAUGUUUUCCACAGCGCUGACAUAUUCCCAGAUCCAUCCUAUCAGAACCGGGUGCAGUACCUGGGACAACCAGGAACGAAGAACUGCUCUCUGAGUAUUUCUGACCUACGACCAUCAGACAGCGGGACCUACGUGUUCUACCUCAUCACAAACCAUCCAGAUGAGAAGAUGCCUCCACAGAGCGGCGUUCAGCUCCUUGUGGCAGAAUCAGCCAGCGCAGUCUCGGUGCUGGCAAGUCCGUCCAGAGUCAUCGCUGAGGGUGAAGCCCUACGCCUGGCCUGCUGCAGCCCAGCAGCCACAUCACAGACCAGCUUCAGAUGGUACAAGAGCAGAAAAACCAGUGUAAUUCAUAAUGGGCAGGUGUGGAAAACCAAUGAAGUUACACCGAGUGACUCUGGCAUCUACUACUGUCAGAUACAGACUAGAGAUAAGGUGCAGAACUCAACCAUGCUGGCUGUUGCUGUACAGUACCCUCCUCGUGACACGGUCAUCUACAUGUGGCCUACUGGAGGUCUCACUGUGACUCUGACCUGCAGCAGUGAUGCUAACCCUCCCGUGCACACGUUCACCUGGUACCAGGGCUCAGCUUGUUCCCCGACGGCUGACAGGAGCCGUUAUCAAGGGAAACAAAGCCUGGCUGCAUGGAAAGGAAGAGGCUCAACACAAAGUAGCGCCAACAUCACCGCUGAGGAGAACGGCCAGCUCUGCUGUGUGGCACAAAACAGCCACGGAUCACAGACUUCCAGCGUGACUCUCGGAGGGUCUAGAGCAACAUCGUCUGACUCAUCAGAAAGCAGAGUGGUGCUGAUCGGAGUUACUGUUGGCAUCCUGGUCGUUAUUAUCGCCUUAGUUGUGUUUCUGAUGUUGAGAAAACAGAAGGCAACUAGAAACCGAUCCUACGUCCUCACUGAGAUAACGACCACAGAAACCUAACGAACACAUGCUAUACGGAGAUUUCUCGCGUCUGCUCCACCCUGCAAGACGUAAAAUAUACAGCUCACAUGUAUUUAAGUUAUUUUGACAAUAAAAAGCAUGUUUUCCUCCCUCCUAAGACCUUUGUUUAUUGUGUUACAUAGACCAGACGUGAGUUUGAAUGUCCUCCUCAGCUCAUUACACAUCCAGACCACACAUUUUUAUGCAGUCACUAAACUCAGCAUCAGGAAGUUGAAAAAGAAGAACUUAUUAACUGGCUGAGGUUCUCAAAAUGAUAAGAGAAACACUUUGUGGGGCUCAAUUAGGAGCCGUAACCUUUCUGUUUGUGUGUCUGAAAUGGAAACUGGAGGGAGGAGGGUGAAAGCCAGCAGGACAGUGACUCACUGUUUAUAACAACUGUUUAUAAAAUGAUCUGGGAUGUCUGCUCUAAAGUAAAUAAUAACUGGAAUCAGUUAAAGUGUUGGUUUAUCUGGUGUUUGUGCAAAGUGGAAGUAGAACACAGGCUUUAGUUUUGUUUCAAGAUAUUCAUAUUUAAUGAUUAUUUAUCAUAAUGUAAGUGAAGAUUUACAGAACUACCACAGUAGAAGGAUUUUAUAUCAAAACAAUGAAAAUAAAUAGUUACCGUACAUUAGCUGUUAAUAAAAAAGAAAGGGAUCUCAUUCUAAUAGAAAUACAUUUAUGCUGCAAUUAAAGAAAACAUGAUUAUG